Sclerotinia sclerotiorum 1980 UF-70 is the source of this 270-nucleotide messenger RNA. RefSeq lists its product with no specific name. The record is from RefSeq and is a predicted model, not a curated record. Lineage: Eukaryota; Fungi; Ascomycota; Leotiomycetes; Helotiales; Sclerotiniaceae. The transcript is spliced from 2 exons. The coding region runs from base 1 to 270 and encodes 89 amino acids.
AUGUGUCAUACUUGGGAGGAAAUCUGCUUCAUCUGCAAAAGAGCCACUGGAAAGACAGAAGUCAGACUUUGUCCAUUGGCAAGAGAACCUGAGCAUGAGAUGGAACGUUCAGAGACUGUGUGCCCAGUAGGGGGAUGCCCAAUAGAACAUGACAAGACUGCUAAAAGUACUACACAUUUUCCGCAGAGACUGUUCGGACUUAUAACCUUUCGCUACCACGACUACCUUUUUAGUGUGCAACGGCAUACUCCAGUCCUAGCACCAGGUUAA